AUGCCGUCAAUUGCCAAGCAAGCCAAGUAUGAAGGAGAGCUACCAAAGCUUGGCACGAAUGAGUUUGUAGUCUUCUCACCUGAAGUCUCAGGACCUGGAGGCAUGGCAGUGCCGGCUGAGCUCGGCGAAGUGGUGGAGAUCUGUUGCAAGGAAGGAGACACAGUCGAUGAGGACAUGGUAGUUGCGGUGAUUGAGACUUGUAAAGCAUCCGUCGAAGCUCGCUGUCGAUCAGCAGGUGUAGUGAAGCAAGUUUUGGUGAAGAACGGCGAGGAGGUGUGGGAAUUGCACCCUCUGCUGGUUGUCGAAAAGAAGGCUUAA
Guillardia theta CCMP2712 is the source of this 318-nucleotide messenger RNA. RefSeq lists its product as hypothetical. The record is from RefSeq and is a predicted model, not a curated record. The coding region runs from base 1 to 318 and encodes 105 amino acids. The transcript is spliced from 2 exons. Lineage: Eukaryota; Cryptophyceae; Pyrenomonadales; Geminigeraceae.